AUGUCGAUCAUCAUUGAAAAAAUUCUUGCGGCAGCGCCGACCACAGAGCGAGGCCGACCCACCCAGCUUUCCGCGGAUCCCAAAGGAGAACGGAUAGCCUACGCCUCCGGCAAAUCCAUUUUCCUGAGGUCUAUCGAUGAUCCUUCUGUCAGUAAACAGUACAAUGCCCACACGACCCAGACAUCCGUCGCUCGCUUCUCCCCGUCCGGGUUCUACGUUGCGUCUGGAGAUGUUUCGGGUGCGGUGAAGGUGUGGGACGCUGUGGAGGGGGUCAACACGAAGGGCGAAUACCAUAUCAUCUCUGGAAGAAUCAACGAUAUUGCCUGGGAUGGAGACUCGCAGCGGAUCAUCGCUGUUGGUGAUGGGCGGGAACGGUUUGGACACUGCAUAACGGCCGAUAGUGGUAACUCGGUAGGGGAAGUCAGUGGUCACUCCUCAGCCAUCAAUUCGGUCUCGAUCCGCCAGCAAAGACCUCUACGGGCAUCUACUGGAGCCGAUGAUAGUAGUAUGGUGUUCCUGCACGGCGCUCCUUUCAAAUAUGCGAACAAGCUUGGUGGGCUGCAUAAGGGAUAUGUUUACGGUGUUGGAUUCUCACCGGAUGGGAAUCACCUUGUUAGUGUAGGUGCGGAUCGCAGAAUUCAGCUCUACGAUGGCAAGACUGGGGAGGCUACGUCUCAAAUUGGCGAGGGUGAACAUAAGGGGUCUAUAUUCGCGGUCUCGUGGGCCAAUGACUCUAAGCGGGUGGUCACGGCCAGUGCGGAUCAGACUGUCAAGCUGUGGGAUGUGGAAGCUGGAAAGGCAGUUCAGACUUGGAAGUUUGGGGCAGGAAAUGUUAGUGUUCCAGACCAUCAAGUCGGUGUUGUGUGGCCAGCUGGACGAAGUGAUGGUAUGGUCAUCAGUUUGAACUUGGCUGGAGACCUCAACUAUCUCGUUGAAGGGAGCCAAGCUCCCACUAGAGUCGUUCAGGGCCACAAUAAGAGCAUUACUGCCCUCGGCUCAAGCUCGGAGGGAAAAGGGCAGACAUUCUGGACUGGUAGCUUUGAGGGGAGAGUUUGCUCUUGGGACGCAGAUGCUGGUAUUGGUUCAGCAGUCGAUGGAGAAACACACAAGAAUCAAGUGACGGCUUUCCAGACUACCCCGGGUCGGGCAUAUAGCGUUGGGUGGGACGAUACACUGAGAAUCUCAGACUCAGCCGGAAACACUUUCCUAGGUCAGACUUCGAAACUUAGUGCACAGCCGAAAGGGUUGGCUUCCGCAGAUGGCAGAGUCUUUGUCGCAACCAACUCAGGGAUCGACAUAUUCUCCGAGGAUAGCCUGGUUGGUAGCGUACCCACAAAGGACUUCACACCUACCUCAAUUGCGGCUUCAGGAUCGCUCGUCGCGGUUGGAGACGACACGAACAUCGUGCAUAUCUAUGGCGUGGAUGGAAGCGACAAGCUGACUCCAAAAGAGACGCUUACGAGAUCAACGGCGCAAAUCACAGCACUUACAUUCUCGCCUGAUGGGUCGUUGCUUGCUGUAGGCAACUCAGCAGGCAAGAUCGUAGUCUACGACACUAGCUCGUGGGAGGUCAAGACCGAUCGAUGGUCUGCCCACACUGCCCGAAUUACGAGCAUCUCAUGGAACGCCGAAGGAACGCAUGCUGUAAGUGGUGGUCUGGACACGAACGUUUUCGUUUGGAGUCUCAAGGCCCCGGGCAAGAGAGUCAAGGCCGCGAAUGCACACAAAGAUGGUGUGAACGGGGUCGCCUGGGUUGAUGGUGGGAAGAAGAUCGCCAGCACAGGAGGGGAUGCCGCACUGAAGAUCUGGACAGUUUCUGGUGUCGAAUAG
Messenger RNA from Drepanopeziza brunnea f. sp. 'multigermtubi' MB_m1, 1830 nucleotides. RefSeq lists its product as uncharacterized. Gene Ontology annotation, molecular function: actin filament binding. NCBI's taxonomy places the organism in Eukaryota, Fungi, Ascomycota, Leotiomycetes, Helotiales, Drepanopezizaceae. The record is from RefSeq and is a predicted model, not a curated record. Gene Ontology annotation, cellular component: cortical actin cytoskeleton. Gene Ontology annotation, biological process: actin filament depolymerization.